GAACUAUACAGGCGGUUCAUGUACAACCUACAUGAAUGUAGUGAGAUAGACGUUUUGGGGAUGGUAAGUUAAAAAAUUUCGAAGGCUACUACAUGACCAUAUAUUUCUUGCCAAUUCAUUUGUACAUAACAUGGGCGCCAAACAAAUAGAUGUGAUUAAUGGUAUUGAACAGAUGCAUGAUGUCUUGGAUUUACUGCCGGAUCCCUUCAAGCCCAAAAGAGGGCUAGUGCGACCGCGUUCAAGCAGCACGAAGGUAGAGGCAACCAGUGGUUGGAAGCUAGAUGCCCAUAAGAAUCUACCAGGAUUGAAGCUUCUGUAUGAGACAUUUCCUCUAUCUCCUUUCUAUAUGCUGGUCGAUGAUGAUACCUAUAUCUUUGGGUAUUCGACUGACUCAGUAUUUUAUUACGACAAUACAGUUGGCAAUCUCAUCGACAAGGUCACAGCAAUAGACCCAGAGAAAGCGGCCUGGUUUGGCUCGAGAUUGCACGAUUGUCCGCUAGGGGAUGUGAGAGUGUCUCGCUGCCUGCAGUUGUAUACAUCAGCAAAGUUCUAUCCCUCCCGAGAGCAUCAAUCAAGAUACGUGGAUCAAGCCGAUGAAAACAUGAAUUGGCUGAUGAAAGACGCACCGAUUACCUCCGGAAGUAACGCUUGCACGUAAGUGUAUUUUUCUGCACGUACUUAAAGAUAAGGCUCACGAGUGAAUUAGCCCAUUAAAAGUGGGCGAUAUGACUAAUUUGCGUGACCUCAUACUAAAAUCAAAGGCAACCGAUAAGCUUUCAUAAGAU
Molecule: messenger RNA, 785 nt
Organism: Sphaeroforma arctica JP610
Lineage: Eukaryota; Ichthyosporea; Ichthyophonida
Exons: 3
Coding region: 131-658 (175 amino acids)
Source: RefSeq, a predicted model, not a curated record